AUGCGUUCAUUAAGUGCACAAAGAUUUAAAACUGAUGGACGACAAGAGGAUAUACGACCACAAGUAGCACCAAGACAAAAUCGAACAAUUGGACAAGGUAAAUUGAUUGAAUUAAAUCCACAAGAUUUUAUCCCAAAAUAUGAACAAAGAUGGGGUAAAGACAAGGUGAAUACAAUGCAUCGAUUUGAUAGAGCGACAACUGAACCUUUAGAAAUAGAAAAAUCCAAUCCUGAUCAAUCACCAUAUUUAAAUUAUUCUAAAUUAAAUAGAGUGGAGUAUAUUAAUACUUCGACUAAAAUAAAUUUAAUAUCUUCACCAACUACUGAAAAGCAAAUAUAUGAUGCUUAUUCAAAGAACACUACAUCAUUUUCUGAUAUAAAAGAUGCUGAUCACGAUUCAGGGACAGAAAAUUCAAAUGAACGUCAAAUGUUGUCGCCAGAACAUGAUAUGAUAAAAAAUAAUAUCCAACAUGAAAAUAUUACUUCAAAUGCAGCAGUUAAAUCGAAACACUUUACAAAUGAUAAUCGCAAGGUAGAAGAUUCAAAUUUAAAGAAUGAAAUUGAAAGUGAACAUCGUCUUAGUUUAGAUCAUUCUGAAGGCAAAGAAUCUUCUGAAAUCAAAAAUGUACCAGAUAAAAUUUAUGAUCAUAGUGAAUUUCAUUCUGUAGACGCUGAAGGUGAAACAGAAUCUGAAGUAACCGAUGGAUUUGAUCAAAUAUCUGAUUUAAGUUGUUUAACUUCACUGCUUGAUACUUGUUCAUCAAGACAUCGUAGUCUACUUGCCAACAGACCAUCAGCACUUGAACAUCUUUUAGUAAGUGUUGGCUGGUGGCCUGUACAUCCAGAUGCUGAACAUCAUUAUCUUCCUCCGACUGCAGCUGAAGCUAUUUCUAUAGCAGCGCAUGAAUUUGAUGUUAAAGAAGAUUCACAUCGUUAUGAAUACUUUCAACUUAUUUCUGGACCACAAAGUUUUAAACCAUUAAACUUAGGAGAAUUUGGAUUGAAUCAACUAUCUAGUACUAUUGUACGUCAUCCAGUGGACGGCUUACUGUAUAUCAGUUGCAGUAAGUCAACAUGUUCAACAAAGCCAGUACCAGUGUCUCAAGCCUCUAGAUGGUGUGCUUGUGCUAAUUGUUUUACACUAUAUUGUUCAAAUAAGUGUAGAGAGGAAUGUGAGAAAAAUGCUAAUGAUCACCCUAUGAAUUGUUCCUUUUCUAGAGCUAAGAGAGUGUGCAACCGUUUAUUAAGAAAUCUUGCACCUGGUCAAAUCACAGGUCUUACUGCACUGGCUAAAACUGGAAUGGCACGUCUUGGAAGAGGUGGAAUACUCUUACCCUUUGCGCUGAUUAGACAUGCUGAAAUAUUUUUACAGCGUUCACUUGAACAUUCAUUUGUAAAUGAACAGUUGAAUGAUGCAUCUAUGGAAAAAGCAGUUCAAAAAUGGGAGAAAUUUCAUCAACCAAGCCCUGGAGGUCUAAUGGCACCACCAACUUAUUUAACACUUAGUGAAUUAGAAGAGUUAGACUCAACUAUUGUUAAUCCUUGCCUAUCAUAUAAUCCUGCAUCAAGUAUGGUAUUAAUUGUUGUUGUUUGUGCAUAUGAAUUAAUUGCUCGAUCCGAUGGUCGACCAGUACAUUUAUUUAAGCAAAGUUUAAUCCUACCUUUCCCAUCGCGUCAAAAUGUAAGAAAUAAAAAUGAAGUGAAUGCAUCUCAAAAUACUCAAGUGGCUGAAAAUCCAUCACAACCACCAUCCUCAUCCUCAGCACUUCAAACAAAUGGUGCUCCAAAUAAAUCUAACAAACAAGCAAUGGCUGCCAGAGAAGCAUACAUGCUACGGUUACAACGUAUGCUUCGUGAAAGAGGUGUAAGCCUAAGACAUCAUUAUCCUGAAAUCUACACAAAAAUUGCUCAUUUCGUUGAAACUGGUAUCCCAUUCACUUCAAUACGGAUAACAUUUGAUGAUUUUCUACUUCAACAACAAGUUAAUUGUAUUAUUCAACCAAUGAAAAAUUUGUAUAUAGAACCAGUUAAUAAAAAUUAUGAAGUUGAACAACAAAAAAACCCCAUUGAAACAGAAAAAACAUCAACUAAUUUACAAUCAAAACAUGUAAAAAAUUCAAAAUCUUUUGAAAAAUCUAUAAUUAAUUGUCAAAGACUAACUGAAACUAAUUUCUAG
Messenger RNA from Trichobilharzia regenti, 2175 nucleotides. NCBI's taxonomy places the organism in Eukaryota, Metazoa, Platyhelminthes, Trematoda, Strigeidida, Schistosomatidae. The record is from the annotation of a GenBank genome assembly.